AUGGACGAAGCAACACUGGGAUAUAACAUGCAUAAGAUGAAUCAGCCACUUCUGAUAACCACAAUGCCUGUCGAGAGCGACCUUUACGACUUGUUAGGCGUGUCUACUAUAGCCAGUGAAGGUGAGAUCAAGAAAGCCUAUCGAACAAAGGCGAAGGAUCUCCACCCGGACAAGAACCCAAACAACCCCGAUGCCAUUGCAAAAUUCCAGGAGAUGGCUGCUGCCUACGAGAUACUCAACGAUCCCGACUCGAGAGAAGCAUAUGACCGCUACGGAAUGGAAGGCAUCGGUGGUGGCCAUGGUGGUCCCGGUCCUGGCGGUAUGGAUCCGAACGACAUCUUCGCCGAACUAUUUGGAGGCGGAGCUGGAAUGCGGUUCGAUUUUGGCGGUAUGGAUGGAGGAAUGCCGGGAGGGUAUUCAAGAAGGUCUAAGGGCCAAGAUUCGGUAAUUCCGUAUGAGGUCACAUUAGAGGAUCUUUACAGCGGAAAGAGCGUGAAGAUGAUGAUGGAAAAGGAGAUCGUCUGCGGGGUCUGCAAAGGGUCGGGGGCUAAAGGAAAUGCCAAACCUAAAAAAUGCGUCAAGUGCGAAGGGAAAGGAUGGACCCACGUUCAAACUCCAAUAUCCUCGACACGAUUAGGAACAUCUCGAGCUGCUUGUCCAGAUUGCGACGGGGAGGGCGAAAAACUACGAGAAAAGGACAGGUGCAAAAAGUGCAAGGGCGACAAAGUCGUCAAGGACAAGAAACGGCAAGAAAUUUUUGUAGAACGCGGGAUGAGUGAUGGUCAACGUAUCGUCCUUGCGGGUGCAGGUGAUCAGCAGCCUGGUCUUCCUGCCGGAGACGUCAUAUUCGUUCUUAAAUCUCUUCCUCACGAGUCCUUUGAACGUUCCGGCAGCGAUCUGCUCACCACCGUGAAGAUCACGCUCUCUGAGGCCCUCCUAGGUUUCAAUCGCAUAUUACUCAACCAUCUAGAUGGUCGUGGGAUUCAGGUGGCGAGCCCAUCAGGGAAGGCGAUCAAGCCAGGACAGGCCAUUGUACUUCGUGGGGAGGGUAUGCCUAUCCACAAGAGACCAGAUGAGCGAGGUAACCUCUACGUCAUGUUGGACGUCGAAAUGCCUGAUGAGCAAUGGCUCCAGGGCAUUGACCGUAAAUUACUCGAGUCUUUGCUUCCACCGAAGAAGGUCGACGUCGACCCGAAGCCGGAAAUCGUUGAUGAGGCCGCAUACGAGGAGACUGACGUGGUCGAAGUGCGUUCUCGGUCUUUCCCUGCCGGGUCGGACUUCUUUGACCAGGGUUUUGCAUCGCAGUUCGGUGAGGACGAGGGUGCUUGGGAAGAUGACGACGAUGACGAUGAAGGCGUUGAGCCUGAAUGUCGACCGCAGUGAUCCUCCGGUGGCACCUGUACUUUGCGCGUCCACAGGCGACCUAGCCGAGUCGAUAUCUGCCACGACUCGGUGGCUUUCGGAAGCGUCAUGAUCUAGCACCCACUAUAAUAUGCGUCGACGCCUUUACGUCCUAUUUAGGGCCACCUUGCUUAUCGCCGGUCCAACCUACCUGCUUCAUACAUGAAAUUCAUUCAAGAAGUCGAUCAACCGUCCUGGCCUCCGCGAAGUCGUGUUCUAUGUAUUUGUGCGAGAUCAACUCUAGAUCUCAUGCACCCGCGGUGAGGUAGAAUAAUCGGUCGCCGCGCUCCGUACUCGAGGGGUUUCAAUAGUCCCGAAAGAGCAUUAUAGUCGAAAAGCUUAUAAUGCAUAAAUUGGAAAAAUCG
Messenger RNA from Stereum hirsutum FP-91666 SS1, 1766 nucleotides. Its product is annotated as DnaJ-domain-containing protein. Lineage: Eukaryota; Fungi; Basidiomycota; Agaricomycetes; Russulales; Stereaceae. The record is from RefSeq and is a predicted model, not a curated record. Bases 1 to 1383 code for a protein of 460 amino acids. Gene Ontology annotation, molecular function: Hsp70 protein binding; ATP binding. The transcript has 14 exons. Gene Ontology annotation, cellular component: cytoplasm. Gene Ontology annotation, biological process: response to heat; protein refolding.